AUGGAGUCGACCCCUUUACCUCUGGAGGACGAGGAGGGCCGGCCUCCGCAGGGCUCCUCCACCGGCAGUGGCUCCUCAUCAGGAACAGGAUAUUAUGGACACAAAAACGGUGAAUGGCGGGGCGAGCGAAGAAUGUUGGAUAUCACUCGUGACAAGCCAGUAAAAGUUUGCGUACGAGUCGUUGUGCCAGUACGCGACCAUCCUAAGUUCAACUUCGUUGGAAAGCUCCUGGGACCAAAGGGGAAUUCCUUGAAGCGUCUACAGGAAGACACUAUGUGCAAGAUGGCGGUACUAGGACGAGGGUCAAUGAAAGACCGACAGAAGGAGGAGGAACUACGAGUCUCUGGAGACCCAAAGUUCGCUCACCUGUCGGACGAGCUACAUGUCGAGAUAAGCGCUUUUGCGACACCAGCUGAAGCUCACGCACGAAUCGCGUACGCGCUUGCUGAACUCAGAAGGUUUCUAGUACCGGACUACAACGAUGAUAUACGGCAGGAGCAGAUGUUGGAAAUGCAGAUAUUAUCGUCACAGACAGAACAGAGGAGGCCUACGCCACCAGAGUGCUCCAGGAGUGGAAGCGAAGAAACAUUGCCGUUGAGAGACACGACCAAACACAGGCUCCCGACGGUGCCUGCUGCAGCACAGACUCUGCCGACGGGCAUCCCGGUGAGCCACGGCGCGAGUGUACGAGACUUCUCGCCACCAGCACCCACUGCUGCUCCUGAACACCUGACUGCACACCAUCAGCUGGCUGGUCACACUGGUCACAGCGUCCUCGUCGGAGGGGGAGUACUCCAGCAACCCCCCACACACCAUCUCCUUGCUCAAAACUCCAUUUUAGGUGCGGCUGGGGCGGCUACGAGCGCAGCACGCAAGCGGCCGCUGCUGGGAGGCGCGCGAGCCGCCAUGUCGCCGACUAAACGCGCGGUGAUGACCCUGCUCGCCCGCGCCAGGGCUGCCACACACAAGCACGCGCCCGCCUGGCCCGCGCCUCAUGAACACACCGCCUUACUGCCUUUAAUACGCGAUGACUUCGUCGCAGGUGUCGGUGUUAACAUCAACCUAGCAUAA
This is a messenger RNA of Diatraea saccharalis (sugarcane borer), 1071 nucleotides long. The record is from the annotation of a GenBank genome assembly. Lineage: Eukaryota; Metazoa; Arthropoda; Insecta; Lepidoptera; Crambidae.